AUGGGGCACAAUAAAGUUUCUUUCAAGAAUCCCUCAGUCAAACGAACACCAAAGCCUAAGAAUAAAAUAGGAAGGCCAAGGUUGAAUCCAAAAUUGACCAAUUGCACAAGACUUGGGAGAGGUAGUGGAAGAGGUGGUAGAAGUGGUGGAAGAGGUGGUGGAAGAGGUAGUAGAAGAGGGGGUAGAAGUGGUGGAAGAGGGUCUACCAGUGUUUAUGAAGAAGGUGAAAGUUCUGGGAAAAAAGAAACUGGGAUUGAGACUCAAUUUGUCACCCAAACAACACCUAAUGUUGAGAGUCAAUUUGUCACCAAAGCAGCACCUACUGUUGAUAUUGAACAUGAUGUGCCUUUUGUGAGUGAACAUGUACCAGAAACACAGGAGGACAAUGAUGAAAACAAGGAGGAGAGUGACUAUGAAAAUGGAGUUGAAGAAUCACAGGUGGACAAUUAUGACGAUGGAGCUGAGGAUGAUGAAGAGGGAGUUGAUGAUACUCAAGUUAGAGUUUGA
Lactuca saligna is the source of this 507-nucleotide messenger RNA. Lineage: Eukaryota; Viridiplantae; Streptophyta; Magnoliopsida; Asterales; Asteraceae. The record is from the annotation of a GenBank genome assembly.